AUGACGUAAAUCAAGGGGAUAAUAUUACGUAAGACGCACGUAUACUUUAUGCUUGGAUAUGUUCAAGUACUUGUGGACGAUAUUAUACAUCGAGCCAAAAUCUUCGUCAAAAUGGCUCUCUUUUGUUUGUAAUAAAUCUACCUCGAGAUCUAUCACCAGCAGAUCUAACACCAAAGGAGCACGAUAUUAAAUAUCUUGUUAAAAUGUCAAACGGCGCACGGCCCACUUUGGAACCGCCGUUGCCACGACGGAAGAAAUGCCCGGAGCUCGCGUACAAGACGCACGAGUUCAUCACGGCGGCCGAUGGAGGUGGCAUCGAUGCCGUCGAUUCGAACGUCGUAGCUGACAAAGUUCGGGAAGUUACAACGCAGUCGGGCUUGCCACCGAGUCAAUUGAGCAAAGCGAUCUCGCGGAUCAGCACCGAGUAUCGGCUGCAGUUCGCCUGGCCUAGAAGACCUCAGCUAACGAACGGCGAGACAGUGGCACCGGGAGUCACGGCCGCGGGAGUUCCUGCAGGUACGACCGGACCACCUAGAAAGUCUCUCAGCAUGGGAGCUCUUAAGCAGGGUAUCGCCCCUACAGGACCCGCCCCGGUUCACAAGAAACGACCCGGUGAUGUGGAUCACAAGCGUGACGGGGUAAAAAGUCAGGUAGAACUGUAAGGAUAUCGGAUGAUAAGGGGCUGAGCAAACCACAGGAGAAACCGUUUCCUACCGCCGAAGUCAUCGAGCUUAGACGACUCGCUGACGAGUACAAGGUCGGUGACGAAGGAAGAGAAAGAAAAGGAGAACACGAGGAAGGUCGCCCCGAUUACUGCCACGAUAACUAUGCCUCCUGCUGGCCGACCAUCUUCGGUACAAGCUAGACCCAUUCAUGGAAUUUUACAGGACGAUUCUAAAGCGGUGACGGCGCACUGCUUCCCUCUCCAACGAGAGAGAAGCUGGAGCCCGUGAUACCACGGCGUCGGGAGGAAACGAAGGAGCACCGUGAAGAGAUCCAGCCUAAGACUAAAUCAAGUCCUAAGAACAGUCCGAGAACUGGUCGUUCUCAAAGCCUUGGUCCCACUGUGACUGAACGUCGAUCACCUAAACGUCAACCACCGCGUGCACCGUCCGUCACUAAAGACGCCAAGCCUUCCUCGCAACCACCGCUCCCCCCUAUCGACCCCUUCAUCACGUGAAACCCUCAACUACCACCACAACCACCACCACAAUUACCACAACCACUAUUACUACAGCCACCACCACCACUAUAAACACGACAAGUACAAGCGUAAAACCCCCGGUAAAGCAUUCGGUUCAUACGAGUGUCCAUCACCCACCUACGUCGAGCGCUGCUGCUGCGGCCAGGCCAGACCGUGUUAAAGAUAUAAGCCGGUCCCACCAAGGUCCGAACGAGGCUCAGGCAAAAACCGGCCGCGACCAGACAGCUGCGGCUGCGGCCGCAGCCGCCGUCGCCGAUCCAUCCAAAUCAUCCUCUGAUAGUCGAUACGCGUCAAACCAAGCCGCUACUGCCGUCCAACCUAUGACGGCAGAACCUCAGGUAAACGGGGACGUGACCGGAGGGGAGUCGAGCGUCACGUCGACGCCACCGUCGCAAACGCAGUCGCAACCGCCGGUCUCAGCUACCGCGGCAAGCCCGUGGAUCGACGACGAGCCGGUUGUGAAAAGCCCGCCAGAACCAACCAGGGUAAAAUCGCCGGAGCAGAUGAUCAUGCGCUCCCCGGAACCGGUCAACUGGACCGUGCCACUGGACACCGGGAAAACGUUCACUGUCACUCAAAACGUCAGAGAAGAACCCCUAACGCGUCCGCAUAGCGAGGCAAAGAGCUGGGCACCUUCGUCGGUUCCGUCGGCCCCGCAAUCCGCACCACCCGAAUUAGCGGCACAGCACAAGUCGCAACACUCCCAGCAUUCCGGAUACAAGUCCCCAGAAAGCGAGAGCGUUUCUAUCGGUAGUUUUAGCGGCUUGAACGGACACAAGGACAUGGAUUCCGAAAGGGACAGUCCGUUACCUUCUAACAUUCAGGCUGCCGGUACCACCGCGCAAGAAACUUCGGUCCACAAAUUGCAGGAAUCAGGCGGUACCGAGGAAGAGUCGAAAGAGCAACAAAAACCGGAACCAUCGAUAAAACCAGUGCCAGGGACGAGUUUAAGAUGCUUGGAGGACCCGGGCUUCGAAUACGAUAGGAAAAAGGAGGGAAGU
This is a messenger RNA of Heterotrigona itama, 2205 nucleotides long. The record is from the annotation of a GenBank genome assembly. NCBI's taxonomy places the organism in Eukaryota, Metazoa, Arthropoda, Insecta, Hymenoptera, Apidae.